Asterias rubens (European starfish) is the source of this 1178-nucleotide messenger RNA. Its product is annotated as proteasome assembly chaperone 4-like. The record is from RefSeq and is a predicted model, not a curated record. Gene Ontology annotation, biological process: proteasome assembly. The transcript is spliced from 4 exons. NCBI's taxonomy places the organism in Eukaryota, Metazoa, Echinodermata, Asteroidea, Forcipulatida, Asteriidae. Bases 160 to 549 code for a protein of 129 amino acids.
CAUAAAUUUAAAGAUGGCUGCGCCCACGAACCAAUUUGAAGCAUGAGGUUAAACAAGUUGACGGCAUUUCGCUGAGUGAAGAAAGGACCUACAUAGAGCUUCAAUCAAAGGUAGAUUUUUUUUUAUUCACACUCCUUCCAUAUUCUUGUGCGAGGAGUCAUGUCUACAGCAGAGAGUACUGUGCCCGAGACUGUCCAGUCCAGACUAUCGGUUCAUGACUUCACUGCCAGCAUCUGCGAACAGUCGGUUCAUUUUCAUGUUCUCCGACUGCAGGAUAGCUUUAUGAUCUGGAUAGGGAGACAGCCUGCCAGUUUGUCUAACCUAGCCGUUGCAAUGGCAACAAAUUUAGACAGUAUCCCAAGUGCAUCCAUGUUACUGGGCGACAUGUCAGAUCCUGUCUCCACAUCAUUAGCUCAGAAAUUGGCUAAAAUGACCGGGAAACAGGUGUUUGUGAGCUGUGACCUUCCCCAGGACCGAAUGCUUCAGCCGUUAGUGGAAGAGAGAAUCACCAGCGAACUCAAGGCCUUCCCUGAGAAGUUCUACUUCUGACAUUGCUUUGCUUAGAUCUGCGUUGCGUUUCACUGUAAGAAACAUUGCUGGUUCCCUGGAUAAAAAAAGGUGCACAUGUUUAAGGAGGAUAGAUGCUGAAGUAUCACCUCCACCUCCACUCUCUGUUUUUCGUGUCCAGGGCUCGAAAUUAACACUGAACUCAAGGCCUAAGGCCAGUGAUUGUAGGGUCGAGUCAGUAAACAAAGCCUUUUAAGGUCGGUGGUCUUGUUUGGGUUUUUUAAGAAACAGAAAGCCACAGUUUGUAACAAUGUUACACAAAUAUUCAAACAUUGUCUUGAAUUUGUUGGAAACAAAAAAACCAAUCAUUGGAGGUGUUUUAUUUAAUUGAACCUUUGCAGAGAAAGUUGAAUUUGGUUUAAACAUUUGUUAACACGAUUGAGCGAUUUACUAACAUUCAGCGGCCAUUCCAACCAGCUCGGUUUGUUUAUAAACAAUGGAAAUAUCUAAAGUUAGUCACCUACUACGCCUCCAUCUGCUAAACAUGUCCAGGGCUGAAAUUAACACCGGACUUCAGGCCCAAGGCCAGUGACUGUAUGAUAAUAAUAAAAAAUAAUAAUAAUAAUAGUAUCGAAGUCUUAUAUAGCGCACGUAUCUACCAAACAAGGUAC